UAUCUGGGAGUUCCUUGUAAAAAAAUACAUAUUUUUGAGCAGAUUUUACUAGGAUAUUUGCGGACAGCUAAAUUCCAGAGGUCGGGUCCUCAUCCUCCGGUGUCAUUGGUGAAUGACCGAAGAUGUCUCACAGCAGGUUGUUUGCCAGGCUGCUCUUGCAGCACAGUGGAGUCAGGCACUGUUAUACGGGAACAAGACAGAACCUCUACAUCACCAAGGACACAAAGGUCAUCUGCCAAGGAUUCACCGGGAAACAGGGAACGUUUCACAGUCAGCAGUCUCUUGAUUAUGGCUCCCAGUUGGUCGGAGGUGUUUCCCCUGGUAAGGGUGGUAAGACCCACCUCGGCCUGCCCGUCUUCAACUCAGUCAAGGAGGCAAAGGAGGGCACAGGGGCACAUGCUACCGUGAUUUAUGUACCUCCUCCGUUCGCGGCAGCUGCCAUCAUCGAGGCCAUUGACGCAGAGAUCCCCCUCGUGGUUUGCAUCACUGAGGGCAUCCCCCAGCAGGACAUGGUGAGGGUCAAACAUAGGCUGCUGCGCCAGGGCGCCACCCGCCUCAUCGGCCCCAACUGUCCAGGAGUCAUCAACCCUGGAGAAUGUAAGAUCGGGAUCAUGCCGGGUCACAUCCACAAGAAAGGAAGAAUUGGCAUCGUGUCUCGAUCGGGAACCCUGACGUACGAAGCUGUACAUCAAACCACACAAGUCGGUCUGGGACAGUCUCUCUGCAUCGGUAUUGGCGGCGAUCCAUUCAAUGGUACAAACUUCAUAGACUGUCUGGAGGUGUUCCUCGCGGAUCCCAAGACGGAGGGCAUCAUCGUCAUCGGAGAAAUCGGAGGCGAUGCAGAGGAGAAUGCAGCAGAAUACCUCAAACAGCACAACUCUGGUGCUAAUGCGAAGCCCGUGGUGUCCUUCAUCGCGGGGCUCACCGCUCCUCCCGGCCGCAGGAUGGGCCACGCCGGGGCCAUCAUCGCUGGUGGAAAGGGAGGAGCCAAAGAGAAGAUCGCCGCCCUCCAGUCGGCGGGAGUCAUAGUCAGCAUGUCCCCGGCCCAGCUGGGCAGCUCUAUGUUCAAGGAGUUCGAGAAGAGGAAGAUGCUGUAAAUUCUGCAGGAAGGAGCUCGACGAGUCAUCCCCUGCCCCCGAAAUUUAGAUGAGCAGCCUGGUUCUGGAGGUGGACAUGUCCUACACUGUCUGCACACCCUGAAUAUUACAACUACCAAGCGCACACGCAGUGUUUAUAUUGUAAUUUCUGCCAUGACGAUGUACCUUGCACAUAGCGAAAGACUAAAAGAUAGUGUCUUAAUGGUGUGCUAAAUAACUCAUUGUAUACAAGUCAAAGCUUUAUAGAUGUUUUUCUCCUCCUCCACACAAUGAAGGGAAGAUGCCAUUGUAAUCUUGGUGACCUGUCGGGUUCUGAUAUACUCUUGUAAGACAUAUUCCAUCACAUUGUUCACCGGCUGUCCACCUGAAUAAGAAAUAUCUCUCAUACCCUU
Messenger RNA from Platichthys flesus (European flounder), 1489 nucleotides. It is a transcript of the gene suclg1, whose product is annotated as succinate-CoA ligase GDP/ADP-forming subunit alph. The transcript is spliced from 9 exons. Gene Ontology annotation, biological process: tricarboxylic acid cycle. The record is from RefSeq and is a predicted model, not a curated record. The coding region runs from base 123 to 1097 and encodes 324 amino acids. Gene Ontology annotation, cellular component: succinate-CoA ligase complex (ADP-forming); mitochondrion. Gene Ontology annotation, molecular function: succinate-CoA ligase (GDP-forming) activity; succinate-CoA ligase (ADP-forming) activity. NCBI's taxonomy places the organism in Eukaryota, Metazoa, Chordata, Actinopteri, Pleuronectiformes, Pleuronectidae.